CGGCCGGUUUAUUUUCAGUCGGCAGAAAACAAAGCUGGCCGUUUGAGCGCAUGCGCAGUCUAGCGGAAAGGACUGCAAACAAAGAGGAAGCGCGUGGCUCUGAGUUAAAGUGCUCUCAGUUGUGUGUGUGUGUGUGCCUGUGUGUUUGUGUGUGCAGGAGCUCUUCAUUUCAUUACUUUAUAUCAACACUGAGAACAGCGGGCCGCGGGAGAGCCGGGGGCUCAGUCUGGAACAGCCCGGAGAGAAGAGCGAAAGCAUCUCAAUGGAUUAGCAUGCCUCACCAUUCUGGACAAACUGGAUGCAUAGUCUUUGCCUUUGCAAGACAAUAAAAGCCCUCAGUGGUGCACCUUUGUCAGCACUGUGUAGGAGGGUUCCUCUGCGGCAAUCACUAAGGAGACAGCCUCUAUCUCAGUGCGCUCAGACUCUGAUUCCAAUCUGGAGUUUUGCUUCUAAAGCGUGUGGCAGUUUGACUCUUUCCACUCCAUCCAGACAGUUCAGUCUCUCGUCUUCAGCACCUUUUGGUGGAUCUUGGCCUGUGUGGCAGGGUGACGGGCCUGACAUGGCGGAGCAGCGGUUCUGUGUAGAAUAUGCCAAACGUGGCACUGCAGGCUGCAAGAAAUGCAAGGACAAAAUCAUGAAGGGUCUGGUCCGCAUCGGCAAGAUUGUGCCCAACCCGUUCAGCGAGUCUGCCGGAGAAAUGAAGGAGUGGUACCAUGUGAAGUGUAUCUUUGAGAAGCUGGAGCGAGCUCGGGCCACCACCAAGAAGAUUGAAGACAUCACUGAUCUGGAAGGCUGGGAGGAGCUUCAGGAUGAGGAUAAAGAGCUAAUUAAUAAGCAUGUUUCAGAUUUAGCUGCUAAAGCAAAUGCAACUCCAAAAAAGAAGGUUCAAUCCAAACUAAACACCAGCGGGCAGUUAUCAGCACCUCUUGCUGAUCCAACAGUCAAUGCACCACGCAAGUUUUCUGGUUUCACAGCCACAAAGGCAGGUUCGUCCUCCUCAGGCCCAGGCCCCUCUCCCAGUAAACCCACUCAGGGCAGCACCCUGUCUGCACAGUUCUGUGAUCUGGACCACAAGGACUGCCUUUUCCGUGAAUUCCGCAAGCUCUGUGCCAUGGUGGCUGAUAAGUCCAGCUACAACGCAAAGACCGAGAUCAUCAAGGACUUCUUAAGGAAGGGUUCUGGUGGAGAUAAGUUUAAAGGUGACCUCUACCUGACGGUGAAGCUGCUUCUUCCGGGAGUGGUGAAGAGUGUUUACAAUCUCAACGACAAGCAAAUAGUCAAGCUCUUCAGUCGCAUCUUAAAUUGCAAUCAAGAAGAGAUGGUGCGCGAUCUGGAACAGGGGGAUGUUUCUGAGACUGUGAGGAUGUUUUUUGAUGCCAGCACAUCGUUUCCUGCAGCAACCAAGAGUCUCUUGACCAUCCAGGAAGUGGAUGCCUCGCUAAGUCGCCUGGCUCAGCUGACCAAAGAAGAUGACCAGCAGGCAGAGCUCCAGGACAUUGCUAAGAAAUGUACUGGAAAUGACUUGAAAUGUUACAUUCGACUUGUCAAACACGAUCUGAAGAUUAAUUCUGGGGCUAAACAUGUUCUGGAUGCUUUGGACCCCAAUGCUUAUGAUGCCUUCAAAGCCUCCCGAAACCUUGGCGAUGUGGUCGACAGGGUUCUGCGGAACCAGCAGGAGGCAUCUAACGGGACCGGACCGAGGAAGCUGCUGAGUGUGGAGGCUACACUUAUGACCCCUGUUCAACCCAUGUUGGCAGAAGCAUGUAAAUCCAUUGAGCAUGCUAUGAAGAAGUGCCCUAAUGGAAUGUACUCCGAGAUCAAGUACGAUGGUGAGCGUGUGCAGGUGCACAAGAACGGAGAUCACUUUAGCUACUUUAGCCGCAGUCUCAAACCCGUGCUGCCUCACAAGGUGGCACAUUUUAAAGAGUUUAUACCUCAGGCUUUUGCUGGUGGCCACAGCAUGAUUCUCGAUGCUGAAGUCCUCUUGAUUGACACCAAGACCAGCAAACCUCUGCCUUUUGGAACAUUAGGAGUUCACAAAAAAGCAGCCUUCCAAGAUGCACAAGUCGGCCUCUUUGUGUUUGACUGUAUUUACUUUAAUGGAGUCAGUCUUAUGGACAAGCCGCUUUGUGAGAGAAGAAAAUUUCUCCACGACAACAUGAUUGAAGUUCCUAACAGGAUUCUGUUUUCAGAAAUGAAACAUGUCACAAGAGCUGCUGAUCUGGCUGAAAUGAUCACACGGGUCAUCAGAGAGGGACUUGAAGGCCUGGUUCUUAAAGACAUUAAGGGGCUGUAUGAACCUGGAAAACGUCACUGGUUGAAGGUGAAGAAAGACUACCUCAAUGAAGGAGCCAUGGCUGACACUGCAGACCUGGUGGUUUUAGGGGGAUUUUUUGGUUCAGGCUCCAAAGGUGGAAUAAUGUCCAGUUUUCUUAUGGGGUGCUAUGACCCAGACUCGAAGAAGUGGUGCACUGUGACUAAAUGCUCAGGAGGAUAUGAUGACGCCACUCUAGCUAGACUACAGAAGGAGUUGGACGUAAUUAAAAUUGGCAAGGAUCCCAGCAAGAUUCCUGGCUGGUUAAAAAUUGUCAAGAACUACUACCCAGAUUUUCUCAUCCGGGAUCCACAGAAAGCACCAGUGUGGGAGAUCACAGGAGCGGAGUUCUCUAAGUCAGAGAUGCACACGGCCGACGGCAUCUCUAUUCGUUUCCCUCGCUGCACUCGCAUGCGUGAUGACAAGGACUGGAAGACGGCCACCAAUCUUCCACAGCUCAAGGAGCUGUACCGUAUCUCAAAAGAGAAUUGUGAUUUUGAGGUGACCGCAGGACCUUCCACAAGCAGUAAAGAUGACAAAGGGUCCUCAGGAGGAGACAGUGGAAGCAGCUCUCCUUCUGUGUCCCAUGGAGCACCGAGCACAAAUAAACCCAAAAAUGGUCACACUCCAAAGCCAGUAAAAUCGGAACCUCCAUCUCCUGCAAAGAGAAAGCUGCCUGCUGAGGAACAGCGUGCAAAGAAGAUCAAGACUGAAGCAGUUCACAGCAACGGAAAGAAUAAACCAAAUGCUGCUUUAGCAAAGACCCCUAAUCCACAGACUGAGAAGACUUUGCUAGACAUCUUCACUGGUGUAAAGCUCUACCUCCCAGAAACGGUGCCGGACUUUGAGAAGCUGCGGCGCUACUUUGUGGCGUACGACGGAGAACUGGUGCCUUCAUAUGAUGCAGCCUCUGCUACUCAUACAGUAGCUGAACCAGAGGAGCACAGCCAGGCCCAGAAAGUCACCUCCAACUGGAUCUGGGAGUGUAUCCGCAAAAGGAGAGUGGUUCCGCCUUGCUGAAGCCAGAAAAAAUGCAUUGGGAAUGAAGACAUGCUGCUUCAACAGCUUUCCUUUUGAAAUGGGGGAAAAAAGUGCCCUUCAGACCACUACGUGUUCAACAAGCUAAACAGAAUUAUCCUUGACCAUAACACCAGUAGUGUGUUUGUUCAGGACAGACUGGGUUUAUGAACUUCUGACUCAGUAUUUUUGGAUUUUUCUUUUCUUUUUUUAAUUUCUCAACAACGUUUUAUAUUGUCUGAGGAUUUACCAUAGUUUGGUAUUACAAGUAGAGUGACGAUGAGAGUUUUUCUCCCUGGGGCAUGGAUCUCCAGAUGCCAUAGAAAAAUACAUAUUUCACUGUUAAUUUAUACAUUUAUGAGAAGGCAAAUGGUGCUCAUAUAUCAGCGACAGAUUUUUCAUGUUAGGUCACUAGACAGGUGUGUUUCUUAUCAAAAUAUGCAAUAGGUUUUACUAGAAAGUUUGUCAAAAAGAUCUGUCUUUUACAAUGCUUUAUCAUCUGUGGGGCAAGUUUCAUAGAUUCUUUAGUGAAUAUCAUUUUAGGUACAAAUGUAUAAAUAGAAUUGAAAGUAGUUUAAAGUUUAAUUCUGCAAAUUCUGCUUGGCUCAGACCCAACAACACAAAAAAGUAAAAAACUGCCAGCAUCUCUCAAUUAACAACUCUAAUGAAUAGAGUGGAUUGCUGCCUCAGGACAACACAAGCAUUGUGGUUGUUUCUGGACAUCAGUGUUAAAUAAGCUUGUGUGCCAAUAUUAGUCACAGUAGAUGGGAAUUAAUAUGUGUGACUGAAUCAUAAAUGCAACAGUUUAAAAUAUGGAUAUACACUGACUUUUUAUGUUUAUAUGUACAAUGAAAAUUACUUUUGGGGUAUUUUAACACAAUGACACUGGACCACACACAGUACACUUCACAAUUUAUCCCACUUCCUACUAAUUAUACAAACUUUUCCAAAGCAUUUACAGUAAAACAUGUUGAAAGACACCUUUUUGUUUUUGUUUUUUUCCUUUUGCAUUCUAAAGGCCAAUUUAUGCAUCUGCAACAAAUCUACCCUACAGCAUAGCCAGACGCUCACCAGCCCAGUUAUUAACACACAAACACUCAACUACAAAUGUGCACAACUUCUUGCACAGACACCUCAUUGGCUUAAAGCAGAUGUAUAAUUCAACCUGAAGUGAUGGUGUUUUCUGUAUUUUAUACAUACACUGAUUAGGUUGUUGGAAUUAAAUUUUUCUACUGGGGGAAAAAAAAGGAAAAAGAAACAGUAAGUUACAGCUCUGGAAUGUUGCUUAUUUU
Messenger RNA from Astyanax mexicanus (Mexican tetra), 4623 nucleotides. It is a transcript of the gene lig3, whose product is annotated as ligase III, DNA, ATP-dependent. Lineage: Eukaryota; Metazoa; Chordata; Actinopteri; Characiformes; Acestrorhamphidae. Gene Ontology annotation, cellular component: DNA ligase III-XRCC1 complex. Gene Ontology annotation, biological process: mitochondrial DNA repair; lagging strand elongation; DNA biosynthetic process. The record is from RefSeq and is a predicted model, not a curated record. Gene Ontology annotation, molecular function: DNA ligase (ATP) activity; DNA binding; zinc ion binding. The transcript is spliced from 21 exons. The coding region runs from base 299 to 3334 and encodes 1011 amino acids.